UAUAUAGUUAGUACUUAAUAAUCAAUGCUGUGGACAUUCCUGCAGUACGGUAAUAGUGUUAUUACUUGUAAUACUUUAUUAUAAGUGUUAUUACUAUGGUGCUGUGGUUGAGGUUUUUUGAGACAGGUUCUGUAGCACAGGCUGACUUUGAAUUUUCAGUCCUCCUGCUUUCACCUAGCCAAGCAAGGGUGUUAAAAAUGUGUGCCCCCAUAUAUUCUCUGAAUUAUUUUCAUCGACUGUACUGUUUAGUUACUCAUUACUUACUUUACUAGUUUGUCUCAUAAAUCAUUCUGAUUUUAAGGUCUUAAAUUUUAUGUAACUUUCCGUUCUAUACUCACAGUUAGGCUUUUGCCUUUCCAAGUGUCAGCAUUCACAAUUCAGCACUGUGCCAGGCCCUUUACCUGUAUUGAGCCACACAGGCCAUUUGUUAGGGAAGGCAGUUGGUUGCUCUCUGCUUCUGCCUGUGUUUAUGAAUCACCCUGUAGCUAUUUCUUUGACUUCAGAUUUGUGGUUUCUUGAGCUAACUGGAGUGAUGUAAAAGAUGAGUCUCUUUAGGCGUUUCCUGUCUUCCCAAGUGUUGGUGGUGUACUAUCAACAGGCUUCUCCUAGGAAGAAGCACUGACCAGUCUCAACCUUAUCUCCUUGGGAUUGCAGUUUCUAGACUUACUGACUUUAGCUGAUUGUAUUGUUGAAUGGUUACUGUUGUGUGACUGAAAUAGCCUGUGUACCACCCAACCCGGAUCCCUGAGGUUUUGGAGUGACUCCACCCUUACUCAGGUCUCCACCCCUGUGGGUGAACUUGCCCUUUGUUCCUGCUGGCUGCCGAAUGUGUGAGUAAUGUCCCACGUGUAUGGAUUGCUGGCCACUGUGGAAUUUUACAGCUCCUCUAUUCAGAGCAGUGUAACUUUCAGGCUGCUUGGCCAAAGGCAUGGUCCUGGGACCUGUUCAGCUACCAUCAAGCAGUCACUGUAGAGACCAGGACACCUUGCUUCCCUGCCCAGGCAGGGAUGUGUCUGAGUUGCCUGUGGCCCACGUGACAGAUCACUUUGCCAGCUGUGUGGAGGAUGGAUUUGAGGGAGACAAGACUGGAGGCAGUAGUCCAGAAGUUUUGCACCGCCCCUUUGGCUGUGACGCUGAAUCUCAGGCACUGAAUGAAGCUAUCCGGUGGAGCUCCAAGGAGAACUUGCUGGGCGCCACUGAGAGCGACCCUAAUCUCUUUGUUGCACUUUAUGACUUUGUGGCAAGUGGCGAUAACACACUCAGCAUCACCAAAGGUGAAAAGCUACGAGUCCUUGGUUACAACCAAAAUGGUGAAUGGAGUGAAGUUCGCUCCAAGAAUGGGCAGGGUUGGGUGCCCAGCAACUACAUCACUCCAGUCAACAGCCUGGAGAAACAUUCCUGGUACCAUGGGCCUGUGUCCCGCAGUGCAGCGGAGUAUCUCCUCAGCAGCCUUAUCAAUGGCAGUUUCCUGGUGCGAGAGAGUGAGAGCAGCCCUGGGCAGCUGUCCAUCUCUCUCAGAUAUGAGGGACGUGUGUAUCACUACAGGAUCAAUACCACCACAGACAGCAAGGUGUACGUGACUGCCGAGAGCCGCUUCAGCACCUUAGCAGAGCUUGUUCACCACCACUCCACAGUCGCUGAUGGGCUAGUGACCACGCUACACUACCCAGCACCCAAGUGCAACAAGCCAACGGUCUACGGUGUGUCUCCUAUCCAUGACAAGUGGGAGAUGGAGCGCACAGAUAUCACCAUGAAGCACAAGCUUGGGGGCGGCCAGUAUGGAGAGGUUUAUGUUGGCGUCUGGAAGAAAUACAGCCUUACAGUUGCUGUGAAAACACUGAAGGAAGAUACCAUGGAGGUAGAGGAGUUCCUGAAGGAAGCUGCAGUGAUGAAGGAAAUCAAGCAUCCUAAUUUAGUACAGCUGUUAGGUGUGUGCACCCUGGAGCCGCCAUUCUACAUUGUGACUGAGUACAUGCCGUACGGCAAUCUGCUCGAUUACCUCCGGGAGUGCAGCCGUGAGGAGGUGACUGCAGUGGUGCUGCUUUACAUGGCCACUCAGAUCUCCUCUGCCAUGGAGUACUUGGAGAAGAAGAACUUCAUCCACAGAGAUCUUGCUGCACGGAACUGCCUGGUGGGGGAGAACCAUGUGGUGAAAGUGGCUGACUUUGGUCUAAGUAGACUGAUGACUGGAGACACCUACACCGCUCAUGCUGGAGCCAAAUUUCCUAUUAAAUGGACAGCGCCUGAGAGUCUGGCCUACAAUACCUUUUCAAUUAAAUCUGACGUUUGGGCUUUUGGAGUACUGUUGUGGGAAAUUGCUACGUAUGGAAUGUCACCAUAUCCAGGUAUUGACCUAUCUCAAGUCUAUGACCUACUGGAAAAAGGAUAUCGAAUGGAGCAGCCUGAGGGAUGCCCCCCUAAAGUGUAUGAACUUAUGAGAGCAUGCUGGAAGUGGAGCCCUGCGGACAGGCCCUCUUUUGCUGAAACCCAUCAAGCUUUUGAAACCAUGUUCCAUGACUCCAGCAUCUCUGAAGAGGUAGCUGAGGAGCUUGGGAGAACUGCCUCCUCCUCAUCUGUAGUUCCAUACCUGCCUCGAUUGCCACUACUUCCUUCCAAGACAAGGACCCUGAAGAAGCAGGGGGAGAACAAAGAGAACCUAGAUGGGGGCCUUGAUGCCUCCGAGAUCCUGGCCUCCAGCUCAGCACCAGGGUUCAUUAGAAGCACCCAGGCCUCCAGUGGGUCCCCAGCUCUGCCUCGAAAGCAAAGAGAUAAGUCACCCAGCAGCCUCUUAGAAGAUGCCAAAGAGACAUGCUUCACCAGGGACAGGAAGGGAGGCUUCUUCAGCUCCUUCAUGAAAAAAAGAAACGCCCCCAUGCCCCCUAAGCGCAGCAGCUCUUUUCGAGAAAUGGAGAAUCAGCCCCACAAGAAAUAUGAACUCACGGGUAACUUCUCACCUGUUGCUUCUCUACAGCAUGCUGAUGGGUUCUCUUUCACUCCCGGCCAGCAAGAGUCGAAUCUGGUGCCAGCCAAGUGCUAUGGGGGGAGCUUUGCACAGAGGAACCUCUGUGGUGAUGAUGACAGUGGUGGGGGUGGGGGCAGUGGCACUGCUGGGGGUGGGUGGUCUGGUAUCACAGGCUUCUUUACUCCUCGCUUAAUCAAAAAGACACUGGGCUUGCGAGCAGGUAAACCGACAGCCAGUGAUGACACUUCCAAGCCUUUUCCAAGGUCAAACUCUACAUCUUCCAUGUCCUCAGGGCUUCCCGAGCAGGAUAGGAUGGCAAUGACCCUUCCCAGGAACUGCCAGAGGUCCAAACUCCAGCUGGAAAGGACAGUGUCCACCUCUUCUCAACCAGAAGAGAAUGUGGACAGGGCUAAUGACAUGCUUCCAAAAAAAUCAGAGGAAGGUGCUGCUCCAGCCAGGGAGAGACCAAAAGCCAAACUAUUGCCCAGAGGAGCCACGGCUCUUGCCCUGAGAGCCCCUGAUCCAGCCAUCACUGAGAGUGACUCUCCAGGGGUAGGGGUGGCUGGAGUGGCAGCUGCCCCCAAAGGCAAGGAGAGGAAUGGUGGGACGCGGCUUGGAGUCGCUGGAGUCCCAGAGGAUGGAGAGCAGCCAGGCUGGUCUUCUCCAGCCAAGGCUGUAGCUGUCCUCCCAACCACUCACAACCACAAAGUGCCAGUCCUUAUCUCACCCACUCUGAAACACACUCCAGCUGAUGUGCAGCUCAUUGGCACGGACUCUCAGGGGAACAAAUUCAAGCUCUUAUCUGAGCAUCAGGUCACAUCCUCUGGAGACAAGGACCGACCCCGACGGGUAAAACCAAAGUGUGCCCCACCCCCGCCACCAGUGAUGAGACUACUGCAGCAUCCGUCCACAUGCUCAGACCCCGAGGAAGAGCCAACUGCCCCCCCUGCAGGACAGCACACUCCAGACACCCAGGAAGGAGGAAAAAAGGCAGCUCCAGGGCCAGUGCCCAGUAGUGGGAAACCUGGGAGGCCAGUGAUGCCUCCACCUCAAGUGCCUUUGCCCACAUCUUCCAUCUCGCCAGCCAAAAUGGCCAAUGGCACAGCAGGUACUAAGGUGGCCCUGAGGAAAACCAAACAGGCAGCUGAGAAAAUCUCAGCUGACAAAAUCAGCAAAGCGGCCCUGCUGGAGUGUGCCGGCCUACUGUCCAGUGCAAUCACAGAACCUGUGCCCCAUAGCCAGCUGGUGGACACUGGGCACCAGCUACUCCACUACUGCUCAGGGUAUGUGGACUGCAUCCCCCACACUCGCAACAAAUUUGCCUUCCGAGAGGCUGUGAGCAAACUGGAACUUAGCUUACAGGAGCUGCAGGUGUCUUCCACAGCUGCUGGUGUGCCUGGGACAAACCCUGUCCUUAAUAACUUAUUGUCAUGUGUACAGGAAAUUAGUGAUGUGGUGCAGAGGUAGCCAUUGUCAGCCUAGUGGGGAAAUGCACAUUCUGAGGGGAGAGGGGAAGGGACUUGUUUUCCUGUGUUCUCGUUCUCAAACAGUGAAAGACUGAUACUUGAGUGUGUUUAUGUGAAGUACCUCAGACCCCUGAGUUCUCACGUUUACAGGUUCAUCUCAACAGCAAAAAGGAAAUCACAUAAAUAGAUAAAGUGAAUGUGGUGGGGCAGGGCAGUGUGGACAGAGUUGGAAACUGCACUGGAAAAUAAGCGAGCAUCAUGCAUACAUCAUAAAAGUGCAGCCCUCCCUCUCUGGAAUGGCCUGUGGCCUCCAUUGGGCUGCUCUCAGUUGUGCUGCAUCAUGAAACAGGCCUUGACCUGGCAGGUCCUGGGGGUUAUCACGUUUCAGUUCACCCUGCAAAUCCGGGGAACAGGAGAGAGCAAGUGAGGGAUGUAGCAGGCGCUGUUUUAUUCAAGGCUAAAGAAGUGUCUGUUGGUCUUGCCUCCGCGGACAUUGCUGUUAUAGCAAGAACUGCAAAUUAGAUUACCAGAGUACUCAACUGGGAAACAUGGCCCUAUCCGUCUGCUCUGUCCUGUUUACCGUGGGUGUGUGAGUGGGUGCAGAGAGUACAGAUGAGGGUGAGUGUAGUCAGAUGGACACCUCCAGACUCUCCCUCAUCAGCCGUCACGUCCCCCACUCUUCUGGCAUAUUACUUGCUAGUGGGCCAGUAUCCACCUGCUGCUUAUUGUCAGCUGUCUGUAAGCCGUGGGCAGAGGGCGUGGUCUUGGUUCUCUGCCCUUUGCUGGGCUGUCUGUCCUCCUUCAUUCCUGACAGCAUACAUACUGGGCAUUACCCAGCAUCCAUGUUGAAAAUAGUGCUCACUACAGGUUCUCAUAGGAGACCUUCUAAGCCCCUGAACACUGACAUAAUGGCCACUUAGGCAGCUAUACAUAUCCUU
Molecule: messenger RNA, 5366 nt
Organism: Rattus rattus (black rat)
Lineage: Eukaryota; Metazoa; Chordata; Mammalia; Rodentia; Muridae
Gene: Abl2
Product: ABL proto-oncogene 2, non-receptor tyrosine kinase
Exons: 12
Coding region: 929-4429 (1166 amino acids)
Biological process (GO): protein phosphorylation; regulation of apoptotic process
Molecular function (GO): protein binding; ATP binding; non-membrane spanning protein tyrosine kinase activity
Source: RefSeq, a predicted model, not a curated record